GAAACAUAAACAGCAUUCCAGUGCCGAGAGUUCGACCGGCCAUGGGUCCCGGGAGCGUGGUGGCACUGACACUCCACCGCUGUGGCGGCGGGCUGCAGGGUCGUCCGUCGAGCGCGUCCCCCUCGGCUUCGUCAUGUUCGUGGCGCUGCUGAUCGUCACGCUGUCGGUGCUGGCCGCCGCCGUGUACAGCGUGUUCAAGAAGAACAACCAUCCGCCAGGUCCGAGAGGCCUGCCUCUGAUCGGCCAGGCGCUCUCCAUUGACUGGGGCCACCAAGAUCGCAGUUUCACCGAGUGGAGCCGCCGAUACGGGCCGAUACUGAAGGUGACCGCCGGCUGGGAGACCAUGAUCGUCCUCUCCGACCCGGACCUGAUCCGAGAGGCCUUCAACGGACCGAUGGCCGCCGCCCGCCAGAGCAGCGCCGGCUUCGAGCUCAUGUAUGCCGACAAGGGGAUAAUAUUCACCAGUGGUGAAAUGUGGCACGAGACGCGACGCUUUACCCUCUUUCACUUGAGGAACUUUGGCAUGGGCCGGUCCAGGUCCGUUGAAAUAAUCCACGAUCAGAUCAAAGAGUUUAUGGAAGAGGUGAUGGAGCCUAAUAAUGGACAGCCGACAUCGGUGGACCAUAGCCUGAACGUCGCCAUCCUCAACAUCAUCUGGGCACUGGUCGCCGGGGAGAUAGUCAGCAUAAGGGACGCCAAACUGCUCAAGAUCAUAGAGAAACAGGAGGAAUUCACCAGCAAAGCCCGGCUGUUUUUCCUUCUUGCGAACAUUCCCUGUCUGAUGCUACUGCCAGAGUGGAUCACCGGCAUCAACAAGAUCCGUGCCAUCUUCCACUACCCAAUCGACCAUCUGCUGCUGCCAGCGAUAGAGAGCCACCGGCGCACCGUGGACCUGACCGGAGAGGCGCGCGACUACAUCGACUGUCUGCUGCAGGAGCAGAGCCGCCAGCCGGAGCUGUUCACCGACCGGCACCUGCUGCGCUGCAUCCUUGAUCUCUUCGUCGCCGGCUUCGACACCACGGCCAGCACGCUGCGCUGGGCCUUCUGCUUCCUCUGCACCCACCAGGAGGUCCAGCAGCGGCUCCACGACGAGAUCUGCCGCGUCAUCGGCCGAGAGCGGGCGCCAGAGCUCGCGGACAAGGCCAGCAUGCCCUACACGGAGGCCUUCCUCAUGGAGACGCAGCGUCUGUCCAACAUUGCCGGUAUUGGGGUGGCACACGUGAGCACAGCUGAGUUCCGGUUGGGCGGCUACACGGUGCCGCGCGGCGCCCAGGUCAUCUCCAACCUGACCGCUGUCCACCUCGACGGCAGGCUGUUCCCGGAGCCUCACCGGUUCCGACCCGAGCGGUUCCUGGACGAGCGCGGCCAGCUACGACCCAGCCGCGCGCUGAUGCCAUUCUCGGUGGGCAGGCGCUCCUGUCUGGGAGAGACGCUGGCGCGCACAGAGCUCUUCCUGUUCGUCACCAGCGUGGUGCAGCGCUACAGGCUCCGGUUUCCCGACGGCUUCCAGCACGACUUCGCCAUCAAUGAGUCCAAGCCUUUCAUCAAGGAACCGACUCCGUACCAGCUGAUCCCGGAGAGGCGAUAAUAUGUAUGCAGUCUUCAAGACACGCGUUCCGACUCCAUAUGUGUCAUUUUUCGGGUAUAUUUACAAUAAUCGAGAAAGUCAAUCAGAGGCGCACGUUCAGGUUACGAAAACAGUGUCCAAAUGGGACCCUGCUUCGAGGAGAAGUGUUUAGAUAAAAAAUUUAGAUAGUGUUUAGGAGAACUGUUUAGCAAACCAAUUAAAAUGCUCUGAUGACUGAGCUGACACUAUCCUUUACGAACAAGCAGCCCAGAGCGUUAACGAAAAAUAAAUACAGUUUGGCUUGUGUGCA
Amphibalanus amphitrite is the source of this 1877-nucleotide messenger RNA. Its product is annotated as cytochrome P450 2J4-like. Bases 134 to 1588 code for a protein of 484 amino acids. Gene Ontology annotation, biological process: xenobiotic metabolic process. NCBI's taxonomy places the organism in Eukaryota, Metazoa, Arthropoda, Thecostraca, Balanomorpha, Balanidae. The record is from RefSeq and is a predicted model, not a curated record. Gene Ontology annotation, cellular component: intracellular membrane-bounded organelle; cytoplasm. Gene Ontology annotation, molecular function: heme binding; oxidoreductase activity, acting on paired donors, with incorporation or reduction of molecular oxygen, reduced flavin or flavoprotein as one donor, and incorporation of one atom of oxygen; iron ion binding. The transcript is spliced from 2 exons.